UGCCAGUCGACUCCAAAGCAGAAGAAAAGUGCUGCUGGUGCCCGAAAGAAGCAGAGGAGCCCGGCCAAGCAGAGCGCCGUGACCCGGCAGCCACCAUCCUCACCUCCGCCCCCCUCCGCCCGACGAGAGCAGGAGGAGGAGGAAGAGCUGGCUACUGGGCCUCGGCCGCCGCACGAGGAAGAGGAGAAGCCGAAGGAGGUGGGGACGCUCACCGUCAGGGUGAAGCAGGAGGAAACGGAAGAGGAGAAGGAGGCCCAAGGCCGGAGAGACAUGCCCUCAGUACAGAUCAAACCAGAGCCAGAGGAGAUGGAGUGCACGGCGGAUGUAGGUGAUGACUGCUCCCAACCCACAGACCUGAAGAUGAAGUCAGAGUUCAAGGCGGAGCCGUCUUCGCCUCACUCGAGUCCCGCUGAGGACCAGACCGAACCCGUCGACCUGUCGCUCAACAAGCCCCGCUCUGCUUCCACAACGAGCUCCACGGUCAACCCGGCGCCCAGCAGCGCCGCAUCCCAGCCCGGCCUUUCAGCCACGCCGGUUCCCUCCACGGUACAAUCCAUAGGCUCCAUGGUCCUCUCUCCAGGUUCUAUCCUAGCAACACAAGGAGCCGGAGGACAGCAGAUUCUCCACGUCAUCCAUACAAUCCCAUCGGUCAGCAUGCCGAGCAAGGUGGGCCAGCUGCAGACCAUCCCUGUGGUGGUGCAGUCGCUUCCUGUAGUUUACACCACCAUGCCCACAGACGGCGUCGCAACGGCAGCCAUCACAGUUCCACUGAUAGGCAGCGACGGGCGCUCAGAAGGAUCAGUUCGCAUCAAGCCGGGUUCGACGUCUCCAGUGGAGUAUCAGAGUGACAGCGACGCAGAGAGUGGUACAGAGUCCGGAUCGGCCUCCCUCAGCGCCCAGAGCAUCGACGCAGGGUCAGUUAUAGACUUGGAACCUGUUGACCCCGAUACACUAGACCUAAAGAGGCGGCGGAUCCACAUGUGUGACUAUGAAGGCUGUAAAAAAGUUUAUACCAAGAGCUCUCACCUCAAAGCCCACAGGAGGAUACACACAGGAGAGAAGCCGUACCACUGUACUUGGGAGGGCUGCACCUGGCGCUUCGCCCGCUCCGACGAGCUCACCCGACACUUCCGCAAGCACACAGGAAUCAAACCUUUCCGCUGCACGGAAUGCGACCGCUCUUUCUCCCGGUCUGACCAUUUGUCCCUUCACCGCCGCCGCCACGUGAUGAUGUGAACUCCCCUCCAAAACCAGCCCGUCGAACCGACCUCCGACCCUCUCGGGCUCCCAGAGUCCACCCGCGCAGACAAGAGCCUCCACGAUGUUCCACGUUUUGCGUCCAGGAUUUCUAAACACAAUCUGCAAAGGGGGAACAAGAACACUUCCUCCUUCUCUCCACGUUGAAAUUACAGGACAACUGGGAGUGUGUCUGUGCAUACGUGUUUAUGCAUGGUGGAUUUAUUAAUUAUCUUCAUUGUGCGCCCCAGUUCAGUCCUAUCUCAAAAUCCUGAACUCAGUUUUUCAAUAGCAAUGGAAUAAGAAGAUGGGACUGAAACUCACUCAUUCAUCCCUCCAUCCCUCCAUCCAUCCAUCCAUCAGUCCAUCCAAGGGAGAGGAGGAAGAGUAGGGGAU
This is a messenger RNA of Poecilia latipinna (sailfin molly), 1632 nucleotides long. RefSeq names its product Kruppel like factor 8 (gene klf8). The record is from RefSeq and is a predicted model, not a curated record. Gene Ontology annotation, molecular function: DNA-binding transcription factor activity, RNA polymerase II-specific; RNA polymerase II cis-regulatory region sequence-specific DNA binding. The transcript has 6 exons. Gene Ontology annotation, biological process: regulation of transcription by RNA polymerase II. Lineage: Eukaryota; Metazoa; Chordata; Actinopteri; Cyprinodontiformes; Poeciliidae. The annotation marks the transcript as partial.